Triticum dicoccoides is the source of this 774-nucleotide messenger RNA. Its product is annotated as NAC domain-containing protein 90-like. Gene Ontology annotation, biological process: regulation of DNA-templated transcription. The record is from RefSeq and is a predicted model, not a curated record. Gene Ontology annotation, molecular function: DNA binding. Bases 1 to 774 code for a protein of 257 amino acids. Lineage: Eukaryota; Viridiplantae; Streptophyta; Magnoliopsida; Poales; Poaceae. The transcript is spliced from 3 exons.
AUGGCCGCGCUGCUUCCCGGGUACCGCUUCUAUCCUACCGAGGAGGAGCUGGUGCGCUUCUACCUCCGGCACAAGCUCGACGGCAGCCGCCGCGCGGACAUCGAGCGCGUCAUCCCCGUCGCCGACGUCUGUUCCCUGGACCCGUGGCAGCUCCCAGAGGUGCAUCGGGGCGCCUGCGCCAGCCACGGGGAGCCGUGGUUCUACUUCUGCGCGCGGCAGGACCGGGAGGCGCGGGGCGGCCGGCCGAGCCGCACGACGCCGUCCGGGUACUGGAAGGCGGCGGGCACGCCAGGGUUGGUCUACUCCGCCGGCGGCCACCUCGUCGGGACCAAGAAGACCAUGGUGUUCUACCGCGGCCGCGCGCCGGCCGGGGCCAAGACUAAGUGGAAGAUGAACGAGUACAGGGCCCUCGAGGAAGACGGCGCCGAUGCCGAUGCCGCCGCUCCGGCAUCGAACCCUGUGUUCCAGGUGCGGAGCGAGUUCAGCUUGUGCCGGCUAUACACAAGUUCAGGCAACAUGCGGCAGUUCGACCGCCGGCCGUGCACUGCCGUCGCCGGAGGCAGCCGUGCGUCGUCGUCCGCCGCGCUUGCAUCGCCCAAUGAAGAUGUCGAAGUGGGAAGGGGUCAGAAGAGGAAAAGGCAUGCAGCUAACGACAACACGUCGUCUAGCGACGCUUACCGACACGUGCAGCAGCAGCAGGGGAAGCAGGAAGGCGCUAAUGAGGAGCUCGCCGACGACAUGACCGACUGGGCAGAGGUUUCGGCCUGGAUCUAA